This is a messenger RNA of Exophiala mesophila, 1876 nucleotides long. RefSeq lists its product as uncharacterized. The coding region runs from base 45 to 1610 and encodes 521 amino acids. The transcript is spliced from 2 exons. The record is from RefSeq and is a predicted model, not a curated record. Lineage: Eukaryota; Fungi; Ascomycota; Eurotiomycetes; Chaetothyriales; Herpotrichiellaceae.
UCUAUCUCUACGUCCACGUCCACGUCCUGCUUGACGUUUAAUCGAUGAGCUUUUUUCAACGGCUCGAAAAGCGCAGGUCUAUCGUCAACGGCGAGCCCCAUACCUGGGAUCUGACCCCUCCUCAACAGUAUGAGAAAAGCCUGAGCAAUUCAUCCAAGUUCCCACCAACGCUCAUCCCCCACCCCGAUGUCUUUCGCGAUGCCAUAGUUCCCUCCCUCAAACCCGAGUAUGGUGCCAACACAAAUUACCCUAACCCAGGUCACCUGGCGGUUCACUUGAGCCUGCUCGAGUGCUUCCUCCGACUCAAGCAAUCCGUUCUCAAUUCACACGAGCUCAAUGUUUUGGACCUGCCCAGCUACUCUCCAACCCCAGUCUCGGCCCCAUUCUCCGCGCCGGUGCCAUCGCCCAACUCGCGCCGUUGGAGUGUAGUGGUCCGCCUAGCCGUUGCUCGAUUCCAGGUAUGGUACGAGAACAUCGAGUCGACCCUGACGCAUGCCUCUGCAUAUCAUCGCUUUGGCCCCGGGAGCCAUGCUUAUCACGCCGCAAUCACUCCAAAUUACCUCCCCCCACUUGAUGUUCUCCUGGUGUGGUAUGCCUACAUGCAACAGCCUAGCGCAUAUCGCUGCGAUAACUUAGCCCACAGUUUUCCUAAGCUACUGGAGAUUCCAAUGCCUUGGGAAGCCAUCUUGGCGGUCAUUGACCUCGACAGCUUAGUCUUCAAAAUACCCGUUGCAGCGGAGAAGCUGUUUAUGACCACCACCUCCCAGUCCCCAGAUAUCCUAGACUACCUCGAGCACCCACCCCCAUACAGUGACUUGAAUACCGAACAGGCAUUUUCCAUCGAUCUUGCGGCUGCGGUGCACGGUCUAGUCGACGAUGCUUCUUUCAUAGAAACCAUGCAUGAACACCUAUGGCUCCGAUCUCCGUCUCUGGAAGGAACAUUAACUCGUGGAAUCGCCCAAUACAGCGCUCUGGCGCAAGCCACUGGACGACAGGCCUCCCUCUGGCUCCACCGAGUUCAGGGCGACAUUUUGCUACAGCUAGUGUGGAGGACACACAUGCUCUAUCCUAUGGCCUAUCUACACUAUAGUAACAUAACCUUCGGAGAUAAUUGUCUGUUAAACGUCACCGACGAGCUUACACAUGCAAUCGUUGCCGAUAUCAAAAUGCCUCUGACAUCGGAGCAGAGUGCUACUGCCGACCUUAUCCAAGCUAAUGGCACUCAAAGCUCAGGUAUGAAUACUAUAUGCCAUUGUUGGACGUGCGAACGCAUUCGGGACGAUGACCAAAACUACGAACACACAUCUAACAGAACAACCAUACAACUAUCAUCGGCGAUCCUGAACUCGAUCGACGGGCCACCAAGAAAUUCGUUUCGGGCUAUGACCAUACCACAACCGGCUUCUCCAUCUUCAGGUGUUGCUUUUCCUCUAUCUAAGUUGAGCAAGGAGCAAAUCUCUGCAGUCAAGGCCGAUUUGAUCUUCUACCGGUAUGUUGAAAAGUUCCGAAGCUCUAAGCCCCCCGGGACUCCUCUCCCUUCCCGCGCAGCCUCACACCGCGAAUCAGAAAGACCCAGGGCAGGGAAAGAUAUCAAGAAUCGCGUCGGGUAGAAAUCUUGGACCAGUCGGCAGCUCUGGCUGUUGCGUCUGUCUGAAGAGCAAGCAAUGCCCCAAUGACACCAUGGCGAGCACCAAACAUCCUGCGAACAGAAGCAUAGAGUGAUCAUAUUAAGAUUCUAAUUAGACCUUGUCCCUUCUAAACAAGGCGAGACACAAGUAUCACAGGUUACGAAAAAGGUGACAGUCAUCGAAACUCAUGGUGUCGCGUACGAUCAAACUGCCUUGCUCUCUACCCAUCGGGCAAGAGCAACACAUCU